GGGUUAGGAUUAAGCGCUGUAAUAACCUACUAUUGGUUAUACUAUAUAUAUAUUUAUACGAUAUUUUACUAUCGGAACAGGACGAAAAGCAAUUUUUCUUCAAAACGUCACUACGUCACUGGAUACGCAACUUCCAUUUGGAGAUUCCGCUUUCGCUUUAUGGGAGCAGCUAACGCAGACGAACACUUAUUUAUAAGAAUUCGUAUUUGUUUUCUGAGCGGAAAAGUGAUUAUGAAGCUUAUUUUUAAUGCACUCGCAGUGACUUUGUUUUUACCCUACCAUGUUGCGUUUGAUAAAGUAUCAGUGUCUUUGAUGGAGGGAGAUUCAGUCACACUACACACUGGAGUUGAAACAAACCAACAAGAAGAUAUUAAAUGGUAUUUCAGUGGCACUCGCAUCGCACAAAUCAAUAGAGAUCUCAGUGAUAUCUGUACAGAUGUUCAGUGUAAUGCAGGUACUGAGAGAUUCAGAGACAGACUGAAGCUGGAUCAUCAGACUGGAUCUCUGACCAUCAUGAACAUCACAAACACAGACUCUGGAGAUUAUAAACUGAAGACCUUUAACAACGACAGUGAAAAGAUCUUCAGUGUUUCUGUCACUGAGGUUCCUGCUGCUGAACUACAUGAAAUGAAGGAGAGAGAAUCUGUCACUUUAGACUCUGGUGUAAUAAAACACACAAAUGAUGUGAUGACGUGGUAUUUUAAUGAGACUGAAAUCACUGGAGAUCAGAGUGAGAUCUGUACAGAUGUUCAGUGUAAAGAGAGAUUCAGAGACAGACUGAAGCUGGAUCAUCAGACUGGAUCUCUGAUCAUCAUGAACACCAGAACCACAGACUCUGGAGAUUAUAAAGUACUGAUAAACAUCAGAAACAGCAGCUUCAGCGUCACCAGAGUGAAGAGAUUCAGUGUUUCUGUCACUGCUGUUCCAGAUUCAGAUCUGUCUCCAGCUGCUGUCGCAGGAAUAGUUGUUGCUGUUAUUCUUCUGGUGGCUGCGGCUGUAGCUGCUGGUGUGGUUAACUAUCGCCGCAGGAGCCGUACAGCAGUACCACAGAAUGAGGAGGAUGAUGGUAACUCGCCGCCUGAUCCUAAAAGCAUUCGUUUGAGGUAGAUGGGAUGUCCUUAAACUGUUUACUCACAAAGUGAUCUGAAGAUUUCAGUAGUCUGUACCAAUACCAGUACAACUGUCACACAUAUAGCAUACCAAUUGAAAUAUUUUAUUUAAAUAGAUUAAAAGGUAACAUUUAGCAUUAAACAGUAUAUAAAAAAUAAUGUUAGCAACAUGGUAACAUCAUUAGAACAGAGAGAUGUUUUGGUAUGUAGAGGUUUACCUUCUAAAGUGAUUGAGAUGAAAAUAGAACAGUGAGACAUGUUUCAUGUCUUUUGCACUAAAAGAAGUAUUAAUGCACUGAUCUGGUUUGACAUAUCAGCCAUUAUCUCCAGCCUGUUUAUAUCCACACUGAUAGAAUGGACUGUGUUUCCACAAAUACCCCACCAAGGUAGGCAUUACACUGAGGGAACUUUUUGUUUUGUUUCCCAUUACAUCAAGAUGCAUUAAUGUAAGAAGAAAAAAUAAGAUACAAUGUCGUUUUCUGAAAACUUAAUUUAAAAUUUAAU
Messenger RNA from Cyprinus carpio (common carp), 1613 nucleotides. Its product is annotated as carcinoembryonic antigen-related cell adhesion molecule 20-like. Lineage: Eukaryota; Metazoa; Chordata; Actinopteri; Cypriniformes; Cyprinidae. The transcript is spliced from 5 exons. The record is from RefSeq and is a predicted model, not a curated record. Bases 160 to 1107 code for a protein of 315 amino acids.